Messenger RNA from Schizosaccharomyces cryophilus OY26, 900 nucleotides. RefSeq lists its product as uncharacterized. The transcript has 3 exons. Gene Ontology annotation, cellular component: U2-type post-mRNA release spliceosomal complex. The record is from RefSeq and is a predicted model, not a curated record. Gene Ontology annotation, biological process: spliceosomal complex disassembly. Lineage: Eukaryota; Fungi; Ascomycota; Schizosaccharomycetes; Schizosaccharomycetales; Schizosaccharomycetaceae. The coding region runs from base 1 to 900 and encodes 299 amino acids.
AUGAGGCAACAGCUUAACGAAAGCAUUCCAGAUAACGAUAAAGAAACACCAUUACUUAGAGUAAAGAAGCCGAAUCCUAUUGUGACAACACAAGAUUUGAUAUCUAGAAGAAGAGAGGAACUGAAUUCAUCCAGCGGAUAUACUGAAAACUUUGUCAAUGAACUAAAAUCACGGAGUCGGCAAACUCCAGUUCAGUAUACUGAACAAGAGCACUUUAGGAAUGGAGAACAUUUAAACAAACCUACUGAGAGCAUUAGCUCACGUAUGCUUAAUCAAGGCAUCUCUGAGGCUUCCAUGAUACAAGAAUUAAAAGAUCGUAAAGAACGACAGAGAAAUAUUGAAUUGAUGGAAGAUAAUUAUAUUGCUCUAGACACUGGUCAGCAGGUAUACCUUCCUGGAAAAGCUACUGAUGGAGAGCGGCUACUGCAACAUGAAGAUGAGGUACAAGAUGAAGGUUACAAUGGAUACAACGCGUACGUAGAAGACGAAAAGAGUCUCCGAGAAUUACAUCGGUUUAGUCCCGAAACGUUACGAAAAAGAUCUAUUCAAAGUGCUCUUGAGGAAAACGAAGUAUUCAUUGAUGAAGGUGAGGACGGAGCUAUGGCUGAUCCCAUUUAUGCAUGGGAGCAAGCUCAGAUUCAGAAAGGAGCAUUUACGGAUGCUUCUAGAUUAACAAAGCUACCUCCUAAGUUUCCGAAUAUACUUACCAUUGAAGAGCAAAAACAGCGUUUAAAAGAAGCUGUUGCAUCUGAAAAACUUCAACAAGAAGAGCGCGCACAAAUCAUGAAAGGCUUAUUAGAUCAAGAGAAUGAGAUUCAACAAUCAGAAGAACGAAUUAAACAGUCCUUUAUGGAGCUGAAUAAUCGCAUGCUCGAAAACCUACAAUCUUCUUCCACUUAA